UUGAAAAAACAAAACAAAAUAUUUAUUAGUAAUAAUAAUGAAAAGUUUUCAACAAUUAAAACUAUUAGACACUAGUUGUUGUGUAUUAUUGGCUAUUGUGUUGGUGGGGGUGACCGUCAAUGGAUCAACAGCUAGCAGCACUGGUAGUCAKCCGACACCAACACCACCGACACCGCCUGUUUUCAGCGACCAGUACUAUGUCGAGGGUGUCCUAUCGCUACCGUAUGCGGAAAUCACCGAACCGUUUGUCGGCUACUAUGACGGCCCGAACAACAGAAGCCGAGUAGACUAUUACGGCGACUUAGAGCAGACCAUACAACGAGCUGGUGAUAGUGGCCGACUACCCGACGGUGGUAUAUCCUAUAAGAUAGCCUGGAUGGUCGACCGCCAGGGUGAUCCCCAACGUGUAUGUUUCCAGGUUAACGGUACCCAGGAGCAACCGGUCAGUGCCCAAUCGGUUAUACCUGAUCUCCAAGGUUUCCAGCGGACUGAUCGUGGGGUUCCCUGUGCUCAGCUAAUAACCAAUCGUAUAGUAGGCACUGGUAGGGACAGUCAACUGUGCGAUCGCUGGCAAUCGAUAGUAACCGUCGACCAGAAAGUCAAUAAAUAUGUAUUUCUAGUCAGAUAUGACUCGACUAUGUCAUCACCCGGUGGUCAACAACAACAACCCAUACCUGUCCACUACGAGAUGAUGGGCUACGAUUCACUAUUGGGUUCACAUUACGAUAAAUAUGAAAUCCAAUAUAAAAACUACCGGAUCGGACCCAUGGAUUCAGGUAUAUUCAAUGUACCCGAAAAUAUAUCGUGUCGCGGGUUCCCCGGCCCUGGUCUGGAACAUCGGGGUCAUCAUAAUCCUAUAAGUGAGUUUACACAUGGCCAGGAAGGUCAUACCGAUCAGGAGUUUGACCAGUUUCAGGCUAAACACGCGGUUAGCUAUCCGAAUACGACUGACCAUCGGCAACGUAAGCACGUAUUUCGGCAAAAUCUGAGAUAUAUUUUUGGAAAAAAUCGGCAAAAUUCUCGCAAUAGCUAUCGGCUGGCAGUCAAUCAUUUAGCCGAUAUGACCGACCAGGAACUGGCCUCACGUUUCAGGCGUGGCCGCCUGUAUUCGGGUGUCCACUAUAACGGUGGUCUUGAAUUCGAUAAAAACCGAUACCUGUCCUCCCGGUCCGCCAACAACAUGAAUGCUGAUGACGACGACAUACCCGAUCAAUGGGACUGGCGAUUGGCUGGCGGUGUAACACCAGUUAAAGAUCAGGCCGUUUGCGGUAGUUGUUGGUCAUUCGGUACAGUGGGUACUAUCGAAGGUGUACUAUUUGCCCGAACUGGUCGUCUCCUGAAACUAUCUGAACAACAAUUGGUCGACUGUUCGUGGAAUCAGUUGAACAACGGUUGCGAUGGUGGCGAAGAUUUUCGGGCCUACGAUUAUAUCCAGAAAUCGGGUGGACUGGCCACUAGUGAUCAAUAUGGCCAGUAUCUGGGAGCCGACGGCAAGUGUCACGAUAAGCAAUUGGUUGGCAAACUAGCGGUCCGUUUAUCCGGGUUUUAUAAUGUAACACCUGGCGAUCCCCAAGCGUUGCGUACGGCCCUCUACUACGAAGGACCGGUAACUGUAGCCAUAGAUGCCUCACAUAAAUCCCUGUCCUUCUACUCCAGUGGUGUCUACUAUGAGCCCCAGUGCGGUAAUAAACCGGAAAACCUCGAUCAUCAGGUACUGGCCGUCGGUUAUGGCCAGCUUAGGGGCGAAAAGUAUUGGCUAAUCAAAAAUUCGUGGUCAACCUACUGGGGUAACGACGGCUAUGUAUUGAUUAGCCAACGUGAUAAUAAUUGCGGUGUACUUACCUCGCCUACCUUUCCCAAGUUAGCCGAUGAUUAUGAUGACUAGUAUACAGUAGAUAAUAGUUAGUUAUAUAUACCGUACCAUAAGGUACAUACAUGUAAUAAUUUUUUUUUGUAUA
This is a messenger RNA of Oppia nitens, 1958 nucleotides long. RefSeq names its product cathepsin K-like (gene 26-29-p). The transcript has a single exon. The record is from RefSeq and is a predicted model, not a curated record. The coding region runs from base 38 to 1885 and encodes 615 amino acids. NCBI's taxonomy places the organism in Eukaryota, Metazoa, Arthropoda, Arachnida, Sarcoptiformes, Oppiidae. Gene Ontology annotation, biological process: immune response. Gene Ontology annotation, molecular function: cysteine-type endopeptidase activity. Gene Ontology annotation, cellular component: lysosome.